Messenger RNA from Colletotrichum phormii, 432 nucleotides. RefSeq lists its product as uncharacterized. The transcript has a single exon. The annotation marks the transcript as partial. NCBI's taxonomy places the organism in Eukaryota, Fungi, Ascomycota, Sordariomycetes, Glomerellales, Glomerellaceae. The record is from RefSeq and is a predicted model, not a curated record.
CCUGAAAGCGCCGAUUCGGUCAGCAUGGGACUCCAGGACUUCUUCCAGAUUGAUGAUUGGGAAAUCAGCACGCAUAACGAAGCCCACAAUCGAGAUCUUUCUUGGCUCAAUUCCCAAGUCGCAGAGCUCGAGAAGUCUGAGGUCAGAAUCAUCAUCUUUUCACACUGGAGUCCGACGAGAGAUGCACGCGCAUCUGAUCCAAGGCAUGCACAGAGCCCAAUCACCAGCGGUUUUGCCACGGAUUUGUCAAAGGAGGACUGCUUCAAAAGCGCCAGAGUCAAAAUCUGGGCAUUUGGUCACACGCACUACAACUGUGAUUUCAGCGUUGAGAGGGAAGGCGACGCAGAGCCCGUGAGGCUAAUUGCUAAUCAGCGAGGAUAUUACUUCGCGCAGGCAGCAGCAUUCGAUGAGAAUAAAGUCAUUGAGAUAUGA